CGGCUUGCGCAGCCUGAUGAUCAGAUCGAGAUCCAAUUAAGGAUGAGUAAGGACUCCCCCUUUGGAUGGUGGUUUGGGUCUAUUGGUCAUCUGGAUAAUUGCCACAUGGCAGGUGUUCAAGGGGGGGGAGGGGGAGGGGGAGGGGGCGGCGGAGGCGGAGGCGGCGCGGGGCCGGGAGAAAUUGGCGGGAGCGGGAAUUGCUGCACGUGCAAGGAGCAGAGUGAUGUGGCAAUCUGCUUUGAUCUGUUCCCCGAAGGCUCUCGAUGGAAAGUCGCUGUGAUGUCACGCCAUUGCGCGGGGAUGGAGUUGCCCUUCCCAGGAGCGGGACUCAAAGAGUGCGGGGCUUAUCUUGGGGGCAUAAGGAUCCUCAGGAGUGAGAGUGACGUCAACGCCUGGCGUCGAGUCUGGCAUAAUAAGAAGUUUCUUCACUGAUUGAUUGAUUGAUUUUUUUUUAUUUUUUUUUUCGGUCCAAUUUUUCUUUUUUUUUCCCGAUUUCUUGUCGUCGUCGAUCGAUGAUGAUUGAUGAUGAUUGAGCCCUUUGGUGUGUGAUGGUUCAUUGGGGAACUCAUCGCCUGGCUCGAAUGGGGGCAAACAAAUUUUUAAUUGCUAAGCAAUUAAAAAUUAAAAGAUAUUACAGUAAUUGCUCCCCUUGUUCCGUUCUGCCUUUUUUUUCCGUACACUAUCCCGGUACUUCUACUCCAAUGUACCUUUGCCCCGAUCUCUGGAAUCCUUUUCCUACCCUUGUUUUCUCCUCCCUCUCUCUCUCUGUCUCCAUUUCUCUCUUCCUCCUCUCUCUCUCUUUCCUUCCCUUUCUCCUGCUCUCCUCCUCUCUUCCUCUCCCGCCUUCUCUCUUCCUCUCCCAGGUCUCCCUUCCUCUUCCUCUCUUUCAUUCGUCCUCUCUCUUCCUCUCUUUUCUGUUCGCCUCCUCUCUCCCUCUCUCUGCUUUUCCUCGCUCUCUCUCUCUCUCCCCCCACCCUUCUUGGCCCCUUCUCUCCCUAGUCUCUCCAUUCUCCUCCUCUUAUUGAGGUGUUCUCAGUUCGAUCAAUCAAUCAAUCAGUCAUCAAUCGCUCUCUUUCUUUCCUUGUCGUGUUUUCCUUGGAAUUACUCUCUCUCUCUCUUGCUCUCUCUCUCUCUCUCUUGCUCUCUCUCUCUUGCUCUCUCUCUCUUGCUCUCUCUCUCUCUCUCUCUCUCUUGCUCUCUCUCUCUCUCUCUCUUGCUCUCUCUCUCUCUUGCGCGCGCGUGCGCGCGCCCGCGGUCUCUUAAGGAUAUGCGCAUGUUUUCCAAUUUAAGGAAAUCUCCCAACAUGUACAUUUUGGGGGGGGAAGGGAAGGGAGGGAGGGUACCUCCUUCGCCCCGCUACUGCGUUCUUGGGCGUGUCCUCUGCCGCUGCUCCAUAUGAUCUUCGGGGGCGAGGUGCUUCAUCUCUUCGGCGGGCAGAGCGUGACUUGUUUUUCUCUCUUUCACUCCCUCUUUUUCACUGCCUCUCUUUCUCUCUCUCUUCCCCUCCCCACGCUCCCUCUCUUUUUCUCUCUUCGCUCUUUUUCUUUCCCUUCGUCUUUCUUGCUUUUCUUGUUCCUCUCUUUCUCUCCCCCUCCCCACUUCUCUCCCCGCCUCCUUCGCCCUCUCUCUCCACCGCCUUCUCUCUCCUUGACCCCCUUUUCACGCUCUCACCCUGUGCGUCUCUUUCGCUCUUCCUGCAUUUCGCCCAGUUUGUCGCUGUUGCCCUGCAGCACUCGUUUUGCCUCUUCGUUUCUUGUUUGUCUUCCUUCCUCUUUCGUCCUCCCUCCCUCCCUCCCUCCCUCGAAUCUCUUUGAUCGUUCGCUGAAUAUUCGUUCUUUGACAUUUUCUCUGCCUUCCUCGUUAGCUUAAACUCGCGUAGCUGUGUCCCUGGAGUUGGGAUCGGCUUCGGUCGGUUAGCAGGAAAUUGUCUUCGACGGGAAGGGACGGGUGGGGGGGGCUAAGAAGUGACAUCUAGUGUCAUUAAACUUUUGACCAUCAAUUUGAGUGAAACAUAUCGACAAACAGAUCAUCGAAAGACAGACAGACGGCGGACAGACAAACACACAAUGUACCAAGCAUUUGUUUGUAGUAAGGUACCAUUAAGUCGGGGUCUGCGGCACUUGUGUCUUCUUGAUUGCUUCGUCUUCCGAGGAUCAGAAUGCACCUUGUAAACCAGCCAAUCAUACUUGUUGACGUUUCCUCUCUCUCUCUCUCUCUCUCUGUGUCUCCACGUCUACGUCUCCCUCGAUCACGUGGGUCUGUAUAUCAUAUAUCAUCUAAUUGAAGUACACGCCCAGCUGCGCGCCACUCGUCAUCUAGAUCUACACUGGUUGCAGAGAGGAAGUAUGUGUUAUGCCACGUGUCA
This is a messenger RNA of Chara braunii, 2365 nucleotides long. The record is from the annotation of a GenBank genome assembly. NCBI's taxonomy places the organism in Eukaryota, Viridiplantae, Streptophyta, Charophyceae, Charales, Characeae.